AUGGGUCGUAUAAAACUUUAUCUAAACAAGAAGAGUAAUGAAUUACUUGCUGUUAAAUUGAAAAUGAUUGAAAAAUUUGAUAAAUUACAUUCAAAAUAUUCACGCGCAAAUGCAAACAUGUUCGAAUAUGUCAUUCAUCAUGAAAAAGACAAAAUUAUCAAUAUUACAAAUGAAUUAAGGAUUGAUAUGGAAAAAGAAUGGUUUUUACUUGAUUAUCUUUAUGCUAAAUUAUCAUUCAAAGAAGAUAUACUCGACUACGAUCUUGUUAAACCAAUACUUGAAGAGUAUGAUGAACGAAUUAAUGCCGAACAAAUAGAUUUGAGUUCGGAAUUACAAAUUCGAGAUCUUUCAUUUCGAUAUGAAGGUAAACGAGAAGCAUUCCAUUUACAAUUUCAUGGUUUAUUAACAUUCAAAAUGGGAGAAGCCAUAUUAAUUACGGGAAAAAGUGGAGCAGGUAAAUCGACUUUCUAUGAUAUUUUAAAUGGUUCAAUACCCGUAAAGGAUUAUUCGGCUAAGAUAAACAUUGACAACAGACAAGAAUCAAUGACUCUUCAUUCAAUUGAAAAGUGUCGAACAAUGGUUUUACAAGAUAGUGACAUGGAUUAUCGAUCGACUAUCUACAGUAUGAUCACUGAUAUUGACGAAGAUGAAGUGAAACAAAAGAGAACGUCAGAACUCGAUUCACUCGUAUGGGAAUUUCUUCGUCUCGUUCAAAUUGAUGAUUUUGUUCAAAAUGAAUUCAAUGGAGAUCUAGAUGAAGCAAUGGAAAAUAAACUUAGUGGUGGACAAAAGACACGAUUAUUAUUGGCACGUGCCUUGUAUCGUGCUCAUCAUCGCCAUGCUUCUCUACUUAUUCUUGAUGAACCUGAUCAAGGUUUACCUGCUGAGACGACAGUGAACAUUAUUGACAAUAUUAUGAAAUGGUAUCGAUCCAAGGGUAUUCUUAUUCUAACGUUACACACUGAACGAGCACAUUUACUCAACUUUGAUCAAAUUCUACAUAUUGAAGAAGGAAUUAUAACAAAGAUUAAAUAG
This is a messenger RNA of Rotaria sordida, 1035 nucleotides long. NCBI's taxonomy places the organism in Eukaryota, Metazoa, Rotifera, Eurotatoria, Philodinida, Philodinidae. The record is from the annotation of a GenBank genome assembly.